Molecule: messenger RNA, 3011 nt
Organism: Eublepharis macularius
Lineage: Eukaryota; Metazoa; Chordata; Lepidosauria; Squamata; Eublepharidae
Product: zinc finger protein 883-like
Exons: 2
Coding region: 1-1992 (663 amino acids)
Biological process (GO): regulation of transcription by RNA polymerase II
Molecular function (GO): DNA-binding transcription factor activity; RNA polymerase II cis-regulatory region sequence-specific DNA binding
Source: RefSeq, a predicted model, not a curated record
AUGACAGAGAUCACAGAGGAAAACUUUCUACAGGAAGGCCCCGAGCCAAGGGAAAUGCUUGAGGCUUCUCCAAGAAGAUUGCCCGAGGAAGUUUCCCUCCACAAUAUGACUAAGGAAAAGGAUGUGUGGGACACUGCAAAUGAAAAUUAUUUCCAUGGAAAAACUAGAUCUACUGGUUGUCGGAAUAGUAACUACCAUGAAACAAUACAUGAAGGAAAGAGGAGGAUUGAAUGCUCUGCUUGUGGGAAAAGCUUUGCCAGUGUCUCAACUCUUAAAGUGCACUGGGAAACCCACACAGGAGAGAAACCAUAUGACUGCUUGCAGUGUGGAAAGAGAUUCAUUCGGAGUGCAAACCUCAUUAUCCAUCAAAGAACCCACACAGGAGAAAAACCAUAUAAAUGCCUGGACUGUGGAAAACGCUUUAUGCGGAGUACAAACCUCAUCAUACAUCAAAGAACCCACACAGGUGAAAAGCCAUAUAAGUGUUUGGAAUGUGGUAAGAGCUUCAUUCAAAACUCAACCCUUACUGCCCAUCAAGGAAUCCACACAGGGGAGAAAACAUAUGAAUGUUCGGAAUGUGGAAAGAGCUUUAUGCGGAGUACAAACCUCAUUAUACAUCAAAGGAUCCACACAGGAGAAAAACCAUAUAAGUGUUUGCAGUGCGGAAAGAGCUUUAGUCAGAAUUCAAGCCUUACCACUCAUCAAGCAACCCACAAAGGGGAGAAAGCGUAUGAAUGUUCAGAAUGUGGAAAGAAAUUUAUGCGGAGUGCAAACCUCAUUUUACAUCAAAGAACCCAUACAGGAGAAAGGCCAUAUAAAUGUUUGGAAUGUGGAAAGAGCUUUAGUCAAAGAUCAACCCUUACCAGUCAUCAAGGAAUCCACACAGGGGAGAAAAUAUAUGAAUGUUUGGAAUGUGGAAAAAAGUUCACACGGAGUGCAAAUCUAAUUUUACAUCAAAUAAUCCACACAGGAGAAAAACCGUAUAAAUGCUUGGAAUGUGGAAAACGCUUUAGUCAGAGCUCAAGACUUGUUACUCAUCAGAGAAUCCACACAGGAGUGAAGCCAUUUAAAUGCCUGAAGUGUAGAAAGAGUUUCACUCACAGCACAAGUCUUAUUAGACACCAGAGGAUUCACCUAGGGGAGCAACCAUUUCAGCUCCUAGAGUGUGGAAAGGGAUUUGUACAAAGUGCAAAUCUCAGUGUAAAUCAGAAGACUCACUCAGAGGAAAAAUUGUAUAAAUGUCUGGAAUGUGGAGAAUGCUUUAAUCAGAAAUCAAGUCUUACUAAGCAUCAGGAAAUCCACACAGGGGUGAAAAGAAAUGCAUGUUAUCUAUGCGGCAAGACCUUCACACGGCAUGCAAACCUCAUUUUACAUCAAAGAACUCACACAGGAGAAACGCCAUAUAAAUGUUUGGAAUGUGGAAAGUGCUUCAGUCAGAAGUCAACCCUCACGAACCAUCAAGGAACCCACACAGGGGAGAAAAUGUAUGAAUGUUUGGUAUGUGGAAAGAAGUUCACACGGAAUGCAAACCUCAUUUUACAUCAAAUAAUCCACACAGGGGAGAAACCUUAUAAAUGCUCAGAAUGUGGAAAGCGCUUUGGUAUGAGUUCAAGGCUUUCUAAUCAUCAGAGAAUCCACACGGGAGUGAAGCCAUUUAAAUGCCUGGAGUGUGGGAAAAGCUUCAUUUACAAAACAAGUCUGAAGAGACAUAAAACGAUUCAUACAGGAGAGCAACAGUAUCAGUUCCUGGAAUGUAGAAAGAACAUCAGUCAGAAGAAAAAUCUUGCUUUACCCCAAAAUAUUCAAAGCACAGAGAAACCAUAUAAAUGCCUGGAGUGUGGAAAUUGCUUCAGCCAGAGCUCGAGUCUUAUUAGACAUCAACGGAUCCACACGGGGGAAAAGCCAUUUAGGUGCCUGGAAUGUGGAAACUGCUUCAGUCAGAGCUCAAACCUUAUUAGACAUGAAAUUAUUCAUGCAAGGCAAAAAUUGUAGAAAAAUUUAGAAUUUAAUAGAUAUCAGAGAAGUCACUGGGGAGGCCGUAUCAGUCCUCAUACUUUAUACAAGCUUCUGUGAUAAACUGACUGUAAAAUGUGAGAAUUCACCCAGGGGAGAAACCGCAUGAAUACUUAAAUUUGGGAGAAGUGUUAGCAUGAGUAGAAACCUUGCUCCCCAUCAAAGAGCUGGCACCAGCAAGUAAUGUGAUGAAAGGUUACUUGUAUAUUUAAAAAAGUAAAUACAUUGGCUAUAUCCUACUUAUCUGAUAAGGAAGCAAAGUUUGGUGAUAUAUUCAACAAUUUUGUUAAGAGAUCGGUAAUUCGAGUAGUAGUUCCAAAUCAGCACUCUGCUGGUUCAAUGCCUACUACUGCCAUGAGCUCAGCUGGUGGCUUUGGGUCAGGCAUUUCACCCAGCCCCAGCUCCCCAGCUGUAUUCUGAGGAUAAUGAUAACACUGACUUAGUUUGCUGCUCUGAGUGGACACUAAUCUGUCCAGAAGGGCAGUAUAUAAGCACAAGGUUGUUAUUAUUAUUAUUAUCCUGCAAUUUUAUAGCAAUGAAAUUCUCUCGUUGUCUCCUGCUGUUGACAUAGUUCAUGUGCUGUUCCAAAGGUUCACUUUUGUUUCUGUCUCCGAGAUCAUCUUUUUUUCAAUUCUGCCUGAAAUUCCAGGCCAGAGUGUUGGGAAGAAAUGGGCAGAAAUUGUACAUUUACCGUGCAAUCCUAUGCUGAGUUACUCCAUUCUAAACCCACUGAUCUCGAUGGGUUUCGAUGGAGUAAUUCUGCAUAGGAUUGCCCCGUUAGUUUGCGAGCCAUCUUAUCUUAGUUCAGAUAGCUGAAUAUGGAAUCCGGCUGCUGUCUUAUCCCUAAACCUGGAUAGUUGUUCAUACGAGAGCACCAAAGUGGCAGUGGAGGGGGAGAGCGUUCACUUUAUGGACGCACUUUCAUUCACAGGAAUUAUUUCAUUUCAUUUGACUAUCCCAAAGGGACAAAACUACCCGAAGAUGUGUGUUACCAAUUU